AUGGCGGACGACAAGACACUCAGCCAGAAGAUCGUCGAUGUUUCAAAUGUGCUGCAGGAGUGGGAAUCAAUGAGGCCCAUUGCGACUGGAGUUACGAGCCUCGUUAACGAAUACGGUGAGGUGAUCGAUGACAUCGGCCAAUUCCUUAGCGUCGUCGGCUUCGUCUGGAACAUCUAUUCGAACAUGGAGAAGGCCAAAGAGAACGCGGCCCAGCAACAGGCCAUGGCUAACGACAUCAAACGCGCCGUCAGCGUGAUGAUUACACACGCGCAGACCGAAAUAGACCAUCACAUGGACGAAAUAGAGGACCGUGACAUAGUCUCCAGAGGACAAGCCUUUCAGAAAUUUUUCUGCUACAACAUCGUACCCUUUGCGAAGACAUACCCGAUUACAGACCUCGACCUCGACGUGGUGAUCAAGGUCGCCGGUGAGAUGUCUAAAGCGGUGGAGAUUAUCGACAAGAUGCAAGUACUCAUCAAAGCACGCGCCGAGAAAGGCAAUGGCGCCGCAAUCAUGGUCCUCUACCGCAAUUUGCACGCCGUCGUGCAGUGCAAGCUCACGAUGAGUAGGUGGCGGUACGGCCUAACGGAGGCCGUCAUAUCCGACGCCGAGAACGACAUGGCAAGCCUCAUCAAAAUCUGGGUUCCCGUAGUCAAAGGUCUAGAGCGCAUGAGCGACCUCUCAUUUUCGCAGGGCAUCGUUCUUUUCCAGGUCGGCGGCCAUGGCCGGCCCAAGUUUACGAAAUACUCGUACUAUUAUCAGGGCAAAGCCCAGCCGGGGAGCAGCUCGAACAUGGCACCGGUAUCCCAGGCUUUCGUCGAGGCCCGCAAGGUGGGGCGUAGCCGUGCGAUCCCGCAGGAGCUCAUUGAAUGGAACAAGAAGCCGUACGAGAUCAUGCAACGUCUCCGAGAACAACCUCGAGGCCAACCUAAUAAAAUGCGUGCCACCAAGAAUCUACACAUUGUGUCACAGGGGACAGACACCUAUCUCGUGGGAAAUUGUUUGGACAAUAACCAACACUGGAAUAAAACACAGCUGCGAUUGGAUAGCUGCCUCGGAGAUAAUGGAGGGCAUUUUCAAUGGGGUGGAAGGGAGUUCACUGAGCGUGCCAGAAACAUUAGAUUCUAUCCCGCAGAGGGUAAAUAUCAAGUCCCCGUUCUGCGAGCUGAAUUGCAAGAUGAUCGGGGCAACUUUUCAGAAAGGGAUCAGAAUUUGGCCGAAAGAAUCAAUAAUCGUGGUGGUCAUCUACUUUUUGCUUAA
This is a messenger RNA of Penicillium cosmopolitanum, 1260 nucleotides long. RefSeq names its product CVNH domain-containing protein. The record is from RefSeq and is a predicted model, not a curated record. Bases 1 to 1260 code for a protein of 419 amino acids. The transcript has 3 exons. NCBI's taxonomy places the organism in Eukaryota, Fungi, Ascomycota, Eurotiomycetes, Eurotiales, Aspergillaceae.